AUGGAGGUUCCUUUAGCUAAGAAAAUGAAGAGCGAAAAUGCUACUCACGUUGGAGGCGAGGAGAACCCUUCACUUGAUAGCUUUCGCAUCUGCGAUGAAACCAAGAAGAAUCUUAAGGCCCGAGGUAUUCACACUCUCUUUCCUAUCCAAGCUAUGACAUUUGACAAAAUUAUGGAUGGGAAUGACAUCAUGGGUCGCGCACGCACGGGUAUGGGAAAAACACUGGCUUUUGCUCUGCCUGUUAUUGAGCUUUUGCUAAAGGAUAAGCGCCCGCGUGCUCGUGGCCGUGCUCCUCGUGUCAUUUGUAUGGCUCCCACUCGCGAGCUGGCUAAACAAGUGGCUUCGGAGUUUGAACUUACGGGACCAUCACUCAGUACGGUGUGCAUUUACGGUGGUGCCUCGUACCAGUCACAGAACAACGCAUUUCGAAGCGGUGUAGAUAUUUUAGUGGGUACAACUGGUCGUGUGAUUGACCACAUUGACCGUGGUAACUUGCGUUUGCACAAUUGCGAGUUCCUCAUACUUGAUGAAGCUGACACUAUGCUAGAAAUGGGGUUUCGUGAGGACGUGCAGAAGGUCUUCACUGCUAUGGAAAUGGUACAGAACGAGAGGACAGGCAAGCGUCAGAUGCUUUUGUUCUCUGCAACGAUUCCAAGGUGGGUGAAAGAUGUGGCUGACAAGUACAUGAAAAAAGCCGAGUACGUGAAUCUUGUCAAAGACUCGGAUGAUCAGGCAUCCACAGAUGUACAACAUAUUGCCAUUCCAUGUCAUUGGCAAGGACGCCCGACAUUGCUCGCAAACUUGCUUGGUGUCUACGCCAAAAAGGACUCACGCACAAUAAUCUUUGCUGAAACAAAAAAAGAUUGUAAUGAGCUUGCAGUGCAUCCCGAGAUCAAGACGGAGUGCCAAGUGCUGCAUGGUGACAUUGCUCAAGAGCAGCGCGAAACAACCAUGAAAGCGUUUCGCGAGGGUCAGGGUCUAAUCUACUCAUUUCCCGUGAAGUGCACGGGUAAUGGAGUAUAUGAAGUAAUUAAUGGACUACCGAUCUCGUCGCGAGUUGCUGCAAUGAUGAAAGCCACUGCCGAGGAACUGCUGGAGGAGAAGGCGGACGCUACGGAAAUUUUGGGGCGCCAUAUGACGUCUUCGCAGCAAGCUGAAAGCCGCUUAGUUUGGGAGGUAGCGGUAGAAGGCGCCGAAAGUAUGAGUGCAAAACAGCUGACGAUGUGUCUCCGAGCGCUCGGUUUCCAUAUCACAAAGCUUGAAGCCCAGGCGCUUGUGUAUGAAUUUGACUUCAUGAAUUCGAGCACUAUCGAGCUCGGAGAUUUUCAGAAAAUCUUUCUUGCGAAGACACUAGAAAGUAGCGAACGCGACAAGUUUGAGCAAGCGUUCAGCGCCCUGGCAGGUGAGAGUGCAAGCAUGAUUUCGAUGAAUCAGCUUGAAGCAGCCUCCAAUAUUAUUCACACGAACUGCAACAUCGACAAAAGAUGUUUUGACAAUAAUCUGCUGGACAUUAAUGUAAUUCGGCAUCAAAUGGCGUUACAAGACUUCGACAAAGAUAACGAGGCUGUCAAGCUUUUUCUUGAUGCGACCGCUUCAAGUGUUUCUAAAGAAGCUCUGGCCGCUUUUCUAAGGUUGCAAUAG
Plasmopara halstedii is the source of this 1641-nucleotide messenger RNA. RefSeq names its product dead deah box rna. The record is from RefSeq and is a predicted model, not a curated record. The transcript is spliced from 6 exons. Gene Ontology annotation, molecular function: oxidoreductase activity, acting on the CH-OH group of donors, NAD or NADP as acceptor; nucleic acid binding; ATP binding. The coding region runs from base 1 to 1641 and encodes 546 amino acids. Lineage: Eukaryota; Oomycota; Peronosporomycetes; Peronosporales; Peronosporaceae.